AUGCAGAUCAAUAAACGAGAUACUGUCUUACUUUUUUGUCUAAGUCUUCUUAGUUUGGUACGAGCUGUUCAUUUUCGAGGUGGCGUGAUUACGCAUAAGAUAUUGGGCAGUUCAGGAUCAACCAUAUCAAUUUUACUUUCACAAACUUACACGGUCACUCAUAUAUCGACUCCUUGUAAUGAUUCAUGGAUAAACAAUCUGUCAAAAGUAAUCGUUUUUUCCAUCAAAAUGCAAUGUUCCCAAAAAUGUGAUCGGAAUCAGUCUUUUGAAAAUCUGCUGCUUGGAGGAAUAUGCAUUGAUUACUCAGUCGUUUUGAACACAACAGUCCUUCAACUCUCCAAUAGAUUCGAUUUAGUAAACGCAUUCUGUUGUAUUGUUAUGUAUCAAGAUGGAAACUGGCGCGAAUUAUCAUUGCCAGUCGGAAUAGGAAUUGCUGGCAGUUGGAGUUUCUUAUCUGUAGUCGAUCUUCGAUUGAGAUCAAAUGGCAAAUUCAAUAGUCCACCUGCAUCUACAAUGAUUUCUCCAGUUGAAAUCUUCGUAGGAGUGGCACAAUUAAUUCCAAUACCAGUCAUUGAUCCUGACAAUGACCACAUACAAUGUCGUUUCGCACAAGGUGUGCAAGAAUGCGGCAGUGUAUGUUAUCCAAAUUCAUUACCUGCUGGAACGAUACUCUAUUCCAAUUGCACGUUAUUUAUCAACGGCUCCAACGUAAAUGACUGGUAUGCGGCAGCAAUCGUGAUCGAAGAUUUCGUCAGUUCGAUAUCGACUUCACCUUUAAGUACCAUCCCAUUACAAUUUUUGAUUCAUGUAAUUGAGAAACCGUCAUGUUCUCAUCAACCUGUCCUGACAAGUCCUAAUAAUCAUUAUGAACAAUGUAAUGAAGUUGCUGUUAAUCAAACCAUAUACAUUGAACUUGUAGCAGAAAACCUAUGUUCAAAUUCUACAGUAAUCAAAGACAUCGGUAUAUUAUCAUUUCCAUCUCUCACGAAAUCAUCUCUGAUACAAAAAAAUUCCUCAUCUACAUGGUCAGUUUUUCUAACAUGGAUCCCAACGGUUACACAAAUUGGAUCACAACUUCUCUGUGCUAUAGCUGUCGAUAGUGAACGUGUUCGAUCAAAUCAAUACUGCAUAUCGUUUAUCGUAGUAGGAGCAGAUACAAUCACAUGUGCUAGUCAGAGGUUGCCAACUACAACUGCUGAUUAUACAUCGGUGGUACGAUACAUAGAUGAGACAAGUACAGAGAGAAAUCUAGUUUCCUUACAAGACUCGACCACUCAUCGCGAUGAAGUGACUAAUGUUACAAUGAAUACAUUAGCAACAUCAACAUCAUCGUCUUCAGUUUGUCGUUCAACAUGGCUUUGGCUUGGACCUCUCCUUGCUUCACUUCUCACACUUCUAUGCGCUUUUCUGUUCUGUUGUUGCUGCUAUCCUUUCUGUUGCCCAAAUUGGCCUGGCAAGCAUCGUAACACACGUACUAUCGCAACAAAUACUUCUGAUCAGAGUGACUUAAUACUACCACCUCCAGAAUCUUAUACAGUGUAUGAUAUUGUUCAAUAUCAUCCUUCACAUCAAACGGCAAAAAUAGUUUCGCCUGAGUCAGUCAUGCAAACACAAUCGGAAAUGUUUAUGUUUGGCCGGCGAACCAUACAAAAACCGCAUAUUUUACACAAAAUCGAUCUUGGUCUUGAAAUUCUUGAUGAUUAUAUCAUUGAUGCUCAAUCGUACAUUCGCGACGAAGAAAUGCCAUCGAAACAAGAGUGUAACAUACCUGAGAUAACCAGUAAUUUCAAUCUUUCUGAAUACAAAUACAGAUGCCCUCGUCAUCGGUAUUCUAUUCGAUUGAUCGAACGAAGUCCAUUGAUUAUUUAUAUCGAACAAUUUCUUACUCAAAAUGAAAUUCAACAUAUCAUCGAUCUGGCUGAACCAUUAUUUCAACCGUCAAUGAUUCUAACUAAUGAUGGAAAUGCCGAUCGUAGUAAAGUUCGAACGUCAACAACUGCACCACUCGAACGUCAACAUACGCCGAUUGUCAAAUGUAUCGAACAACGAUUUGCCCAAUUUCAAGGCGAUCUCGAUGUCGAAUGCAUCGAACCAUUACAAGUAGUCAAAUACGACGCUGAUCAACACUAUGGACCUCACUACGAUUGGAUUAGUGACCCAGAACGAUUAAGAAUUAGUGGUCAGCGUGUAACAACAUUUUUUACUUAUCUUCAUGCGCAUUGUUCAAUGGGUGAGACUGAAUUCAUUAGCAUUCCAUUUAACAGAUCGUUACACGAACGAUUUUGCGAUAUAUUGGUUUGUGACGACAACUCAACUAAUUAUGGACUACGAUUCCGCCCAUUGGUAGGAAAUAGUGUCUUUUGGUAUAAUAUGGAUGAAUUUGGACAAGUAGAUUAUGCAACAUAUCAUACUGGACAUUCACCCGGAAAAAAUGGGCAAAAGAUCGGAUUGAACACAUGGACACGUUUAAACAAGUUUUUUCCUAUUAAAACAAAAACGUAG
This is a messenger RNA of Adineta ricciae, 2502 nucleotides long. The record is from the annotation of a GenBank genome assembly. NCBI's taxonomy places the organism in Eukaryota, Metazoa, Rotifera, Eurotatoria, Adinetida, Adinetidae.